AUGUCAGCAGAUCAGAAUCAGCUUAUCUGUGAAUGUAAAUUAAUUGAAUGGUAUAACCAGCUGUGGAGAAUCAAAGCUGUUAUGCCUUGUCCAUCCUAUUUUCUCCCUCAAGAUCCCUAUGAACAAGAAAGUGUUAAACGAAUUACCAACUUGAAUUCAUUAUCAUCAAAUGACAACACCACUGCUUUCUAUGGAUUCAGUCAAUUUUCUCAUUUGUUCCCUGAAGAGUUUAAAGCUAUUUACUUAAGAAGCAGACCAGACAAACUUCGCAAAUAUGCAGAAGUGCCAAAGAGAAAGGAGACACCUUUACCGAAAAAGUUUGACUGGAGGGACAAGAAUGUUGUCACAGAAGUGAAAAAUCAAAACACGUGUGGAGGUUGCUGGGCUUUCAGUGUCGUGGGUGGAAUAGAGUCUGCCUAUGCAAUCAAGAGGAAUAAUCUGGAAGAACUUAGUGUACAACAGGUCAUUGACUGUUCCUACAAUAAUUAUGGCUGCAGCGGUGGGUCCACAGUUAGUGCUCUGAACUGGCUGAACCAGACGCAAGUAAAACUGGUGAAAAGUUCUGAAUAUAGUUUUAAAGGUCAAACAGGAUUGUGCCAUUAUUUCUGUCUCUCAGAUUUUGGAGUUUCAAUAACGGGAUAUGCUGCAUAUGACUUCAGUGGCCAGGAAGACGAAAUGAUGAGGAAGCUGGUUCACUGGGGUCCUUUGGCAGUGACUGUAGAUGCAAUUAGCUGGCAGGAUUAUCUGGGUGGGAUCAUACAGUAUCACUGUUCCAGUGGAAAAGCAAAUCAUGCUGUUCUUGUCACUGGUUUUGAUAGAACAGGUAUCAUUCCUUACUGGAUUGUACGGAACUCCUGGGGACGUACAUGGGGAAUAGACGGUUAUGCCCGUAUUAAAAUCGGUGGUAACAUCUGUGGUAUUGCAGAUACAGUCGCAUCUGUAUUUGUUUGACGCGCACUAACCAGAAUAAAAUGGUACGACGGCAGUUCCUUGGAUUAUCGCUUUCCAGCUGUUCAGUGUGAAGAUUUUUUUAACUUCAAAAAAAUUGCAAACUAUUUUAUAGUUAAUGGUCUGGGCAUUAUAAAUAUGGCACAGCCAGGUUUGGGGACAAUAUUACAUUAUCCAGGCUCUAUGCUACUAAAAUCUAGGGAAGACUGAAGUUGGGAGAUAAGGAUGCCAUAUAGCACACCUUUUGUUCCGAAGAAGAAAGGUGAAACAACAGACAUACAUGAUGGCCAUUUUGGACAUUUGAGUUUUACGCAAAUCUUCUUAAGUAUUUUCAAAUGGUAACCCAUGAUGGAAGGACAUUGGGACAUUGUAAAUCUCAGUCCCAGAUCAGGAACAGCAAUAAAUUCUUUGCAACAAGUAAUAGAAAGGUUGACAUCACAGCUGAUUCAGAAUGAAGUUAAGGAUGAAGAGAGAAAAUUACAGGAUAUAAUGUAGAAUCUACUGAAUAUUCUGAAUCCAGAAAUCUGGCAGUAUGGUAGGAUACAUCUGGAAAUGCUUUAAUGUCGGGGAGAACAUGACAUACCUCUUUCCUUAUCCCCUUUCCUUUUAUUUUUAGGUGCUGUCAGGGAAAAAUUGUCAUGCUUUUAGUUUUUAAAAAAAAAGAAACAACUAUUGUUCCGAUACAUUCUGAUGCUUGUAUUGGUUUUUCUUGCAACUUUGACAACAGAUGAUGCGUGCACUGAUGUGAGCUAGCCCAAUUUCUCUUACUACUUUCUGUAACAUUCCUAAUUCAAUUUAAUUAUGGUCUGGUCCUUCAGCAUGUAUGGUCCUUCCUUAGGGCCUUCUAUAGUCCUUGUAUGUAAGCAAGUGAGUUGAAGCCACAUACUCAUUUCUACCGCAACACCCAGAAAAAGUGAGCAGGAGGGUAGACAACAAGCCCAAUACUAAUAAAACCUUCUAAAUGCCAUUUUCUUCUCUCUAACCUUUCCAAUCUGCUUGAUCCUCAUGUCAUGUCUUGUUAAAUGUAGUAUGUAUCCUCAUCAGGGCAGAGAAUAUUAUUUAGGAGGAUCCUACAAUACCUUUGAGCAUUCAAAAUUAAUCCCUAAUAGGUAAUCUCAUAGAUUGAAAGGCAAGAACUAAUAACCAAUUAACAGCAUUAUAGGAAUCUCGGAUAUUAAAGCACAUGCUGUACCCUCAUUUUGUACAUCAGUUUGCAAAUAGGCUACUCCACUUGGAAGAAGUGUGGCAGAGCAGCCUUGGUUCAGCCUUCUUUUUCUAUGUCCCUGACAUUUCUGCCAAGUGCAAAAGGGAAAUUUACAGCAUGUAACCAUCGUUUUAAAAUAGGUGCCCAGUUCUGCAUUCCAUCCUUUUUAAGGGUUAAUCAUCAAUUAGUUAUUAGCAGGACAGUGCAGAAGGCGCUCAUUUUCUCAUGUCAGUUCUCCAGCAUCACUACACUUUCAUUAAAAUGUUCCAAGCAGCCACAGAUAGCUGGAUAAGUUUCCUGUAGAAGAAUCACUUAAAUCUGCUCUUCUCCGUAUGUUGGUCAGAGAGAACCACUGGACAGUUUCUAGCCCUUGCUGAUCUGAGGUGUAUAGAAGAGACAGCAAUGCCAUUUGUGAUUUUUAAAGCAUUUUAGUACCACUUUGUAGCUUUUCAUAAAUUUCUGUUAUUUAAAAAUAAUUUAAAAUGACUAUAUAUGCUCCUUUUUUAAAACAUAUACAUCUUUUAGAUGAACUGUGAAGAGGUUUUACAAACUCCAAUACUUUGUACUUUAUCAUUUUUACAUAUUUUCUAGUAAAGAUGCUGGGUGUUAAAAAUCUUUGUUUGUUUUAAUGA
Alligator sinensis (Chinese alligator) is the source of this 2784-nucleotide messenger RNA. It is a transcript of the gene CTSO, whose product is annotated as cathepsin O. Gene Ontology annotation, cellular component: lysosome. Gene Ontology annotation, molecular function: cysteine-type endopeptidase activity. Bases 1 to 951 code for a protein of 316 amino acids. The transcript is spliced from 8 exons. The record is from RefSeq and is a predicted model, not a curated record. NCBI's taxonomy places the organism in Eukaryota, Metazoa, Chordata, Crocodylia, Alligatoridae.